Molecule: messenger RNA, 2763 nt
Organism: Saccoglossus kowalevskii
Lineage: Eukaryota; Metazoa; Hemichordata; Enteropneusta; Harrimaniidae
Product: multiple epidermal growth factor-like domains protein 11-like
Source: RefSeq, a predicted model, not a curated record
AUGUGUACGUGUGAUGUCGGUGCCAUGUCACUAUGCACCAGUGAGACGUGUUCGUGUGAUGUCAGUGUCAUGUCACAAUGUAUGCGUGAGAUGUGUACGUGUGAUGUCAGUGUCAUGUCACUAUGCACCAGUGAGACGUGUUCGUGUGAUGUCAGUGUCAUGCCACUAUGUAUGAGUGAGAUAUGUACGUGUGAUGUCAGUGUCAUGUCACUAUGUAUGAGUGAGAUGUGUACGUGUGAUGUCAGUGUCAUGUCACUAUUUAUGAGUGAGAUGUGUACGUUUGAUGUCAGUGUCAUGUCAAUAUGUAUGAGUGAGAUGUGUACGUGUGAUGUCGGUGCCAUGUCACUAUGCACCAGUGAGUCGUGUUCGUGUGAUGUCAGUGUCAUGCCAUUAUAUAUGAGUGAGAUAUGUAAGUGUGAUGUCAGUGUCAUGUCACAAUGUAUGAGUGAGAUGUGUAAGUGUGAUGUCAGUGUCAUGUCACUAUGUAUGAGUGAGAUGUGUAAGUGUGAUGACAGUGUAAUGUCACUAUGUAUGAGUGAGACGUGUACGUGUGAUGUCAGUGUCAUGUCACUAUGCAUGAGUGAGAUGUGUACGUGUGAUGUCAGUGUUAUGUCACUAUGUAUGAGUGAGAUCUGUACGUGUGAUGGCAGUGUCAUGUCCCUAUGUAUGAGUGAGAUAUGUACGUGUGAUGUCAGUAUCAUGGCACAAUGUAUGAGUGAGAUGUGUACGUGUGAUAUCAGUGUCAUGUCCCUAUGUAUGAGUGAGAUAUGUACGUGUGAUGUCAGUAUCAUGGCACAAUGUAUGAGUGAGAUGUGUACGUGUGAUGUCAGUGUCAUAUCACUAUGUAUGAAUGAGAUGUGUACGUGUGAUGUCAGCGUCAUGUCACUAUGUAUGAGUGAGACGUGUACGUGUGAUGUCAGUGUCAUGUCACUAUGUAUGAGUGAGACGUGUACGUGUGAUGUCAGUGUCAUGUCACUAUGUAUGAGUGAGAUGUGUCCGUGUGAUGGCAGUGUCAUGUCCCUAUGUAUGAGUGAGAUAUGUACGUGUGAUGGCAGUGUCAUGUCCCUAUGUAUGAGUGAGAUAUGUACGUGUGAUGUCAGUGUCAUGUCCCUAUGUAUGAGUGAGAUAUGUACGUGUGAUGUCAGUGUCAUGGCACAAUGUAUGAGUGAGAUGUGUCCGUGUGAUGGCAGUGUCAUGUCCCUAUGUAUGAGUGAGAUAUGUACGUGUGAUGGCAGUGUCAUGUCCCUAUGUAUGAGUGAGACGUGUACGUGUGAUGUCAGUGUCAUGUCACUAUGUAUGAGUGAGAUGUGUAAGUGUGAUGACAGUGUAAUGUCACUAUGUAUGAGUGAGACGUGUACGUGUGAUGGCAGUGUCAUGUCCCUAUGUAUGAGUGAGAUAUGUACGUGUGAUGGCAGUGUCAUGUCCCUAUGUAUGAGUGAGACGUGUACGUGUGAUGUCAGUGUCAUGUCACUAUGUAUGAGUGAGAUGUGUAAGUGUGAUGACAGUGUCAUGUCCCUAUGUAUGAGUGAGAUAUGUACGUGUGAUGGCAGUGUCAUGUCCCUAUGUAUGAGUGAGACGUGUACGUGUGAUGUCAGUGUCAUGUCACUAUGUAUGAGUGAGAUGUGUAAGUGUGAUGACAGUGUAAUGUCACUAUGUAUGAGUGAGACGUGUACGUGUGAUGUCAGUGUCAUGUCACUAUGCAUGAGUGAGAUGUGUACGUGUGAUGUCAGUGUUAUGUCACUAUGUAUGAGUGAGAUCUGUACGUGUGAUGGCAGUGUCAUGUCCCUAUGUAUGAGUGAGAUAUGUACGUGUGAUGUCAGUAUCAUGGCACAAUGUAUGAGUGAGAUGUGUACGUGUGAUAUCAGUGUCAUGUCCCUAUGUAUGAGUGAGAUAUGUACGUGUGAUGUCAGUAUCAUGGCACAAUGUAUGAGUGAGAUGUGUACGUGUGAUGUCAGUGUCAUAUCACUAUGUAUGAGUGAGACGUGUACGUGUGAUGUCAGUGUCAUGUCACUAUGUAUGAGUGAGAUGUGUACGUGUGAUGUCAGUGUCAUGUCACUAUGUAUGAGUGAGAUGUGUCCGUGUGAUGGCAGUGUCAUGUCCCUAUGUAUGAGUGAGAUAUGUACGUGUGAUGGCAGUGUCAUGUCCCUAUGUAUGAGUGAGAUAUGUACGUGUGAUGUCAGUGUCAUGUCCCUAUGUAUGAGUGAGAUAUGUACGUGUGAUGUCAGUGUCAUGGCACAAUGUAUGAGUGAGAUGUGUACGUGUGAUGUAAAAGUCAUGUCACUAUGCAUGAGUAAGAUGUGUACGUGUGAUGUCAGUGUCAUGUCACUAUGUAUGAGUGAGAUGUGUCCGUGUGAUGGCAGUGUCAUGUCCCUAUGUAUGAGUGAGAUAUGUACGUGUGAUGUCAGUGUCAUAUCACUAUGUAUGAAUGAGAUGUGUACGUGUGAUGUCAGUGUCAUGUCACUAUGUAUGAGUGAGACGUGUACGUGUGAUGUCAGUGUCAUGUCACUAUGUAUGAGUGAGACGUGUACGUGUGAUGUCAGUGUCAUGUCACUAUGUAUGAGUGAGAUGUGUACGUGUGAUGUCAAAGUCAUGUCACUAUGUAUGAGUAAGAUGUGUACGUGUGAUGUCAGUGUCAUGUCACCAUGUAUGAGUGAGAUGUGUACGUGUGAUGUCAGUGUCAUUCACAAUGCAUCAGUGAGAUGUGUACGUGUGAUGUCAGUGUCAUGGCACAAUGCAUCAGUGAGAUGUGUACAUGUGAUAUAA